Molecule: messenger RNA, 6114 nt
Organism: Apaloderma vittatum (bar-tailed trogon)
Lineage: Eukaryota; Metazoa; Chordata; Aves; Trogoniformes; Trogonidae
Gene: ABCA12
Product: ATP-binding cassette, sub-family A (ABC1), member 12
Exons: 35
Biological process (GO): lipid transport; transmembrane transport
Cellular component (GO): intracellular membrane-bounded organelle; membrane
Molecular function (GO): lipid carrier activity; ABC-type transporter activity; ATP hydrolysis activity
Source: RefSeq, a predicted model, not a curated record
AUGAUCCAGCUUGCCAUAACAAACCUGAAACUGUCUCCAGAGUUUGCUGCUGUUUACAAGAACAGCAGUGAACGCUUUUCUAAGGAGCUGUUGUGCAUCAUCCAAUCUCUGCAGUUUUCUGUGCGUUUCCUUUCCAAAUUAAACGCUGUCUCUGAGCUGGAAAACUCCUGGGUACAGGAGAAGGUGAGAGCUCUGACUGCUGUGACGGAGGGGCUGCUGCAGAGCAAUGCCUCCUGCCCCCUCAUCGCCGUGCAAGAUGUGGAUGACGUGCUCCCGUCUCAGCUUCUGGACAUGCUCAUUCCUUUCAUGCUGAAUGAAACAGUACUGAACCCCUUAAAUUUCUCUGGCAACUUAGCAGGCUGGAAUAACUUGUCCACACUCUUCACUGUGGUGCAGGAUGAGCUCCACAUUAACGACCUGCUGCAGAGACUCCAAGACAUCUUCAACCUCACCCAGUGGAGUUCUUACUCAAGUGUUUGGGAUACGGUUGACAGCUUCCUAAACAUCAAAAGGAAUAUUACUGAAGCAGCUGCCUUUGCAAAGUUGUUGGAAGCAGUGGCAAACAACUCUGCCAAUGAAGUUUCAGCUCUAGAAAUCAUAGAAGCUGGUCACUACAUUCUCAAGAGGCUGAACUUCUCUGAUCUGCUAAAUGAGUUCAAUAUAAAUUCCAGUUCGUCUUUUCUCUCCAACAAAACUAAUUUUGAUGCUGUGAUUGAUAUUGCCGCUCAUUACUUCAUUGACCUGGCAGAAACUCUGUACAACAAGACCCUGCCUUGGACUCAGAGUGACCAAACUCUGUCGCCAACCAGUUUGAUCACACAAUUUCUGUUUUUGGAAUUUGAAAAGACCAUCUUACAGGUGACAAUGAAUAACAGCUAUAACCCUUACCUGAUGUGUUUAAUGAAUGCCACUGAAGUUGAAGACGACAAAUUGACAGAAAACAUCACACUGCUUUUGAAGCAAACUCACCUGAAAAAGAACUCUUUUAUGCAAAAUAAUACCUCUGAGAAACAUUCAUCCAUACCAGAGCUCCUGAAGCUAAAAAUAUCUCGCCUCCGGGAUCUGACAACGCUUCUUUGUGACUAUGAGAGCUUUAAGUCAAUACAGAAUGUUUGCCAUCUUCCUGACGUUAGCUUUGGAGAACUGUGUGAACAAAGUCAAUCUCACGAGCAGCUCCUCCAUGCUAUUGAACUGAGCAAUCAAGUUGUGACCAAUGUACUGAAUCAUAAAAGAAUCUCCCAAGAGCUUCAAAAUAUACUGAUUGGGGAUGCCACGAACAUCCAGACGCAAAUGAAGUGGUUUCAGGAGAACAUACCAGAAGUUGCUUUCUUUCAAGAGGUUCCUCAGUAUGUGACUACUUUGAAUUCCAUAUUGAACAUCACUGAGAAUUUAACAGAUUCUAGCAAGCAAGAAAAGUUAAGAAAUGUAUUAAAAAAUGUGGACCAACUGAAAGCGGAUCUCAGAAACAUAACACGAAUAUCCACAGCCAGUAUUGAUGCUCUUCUGGAAGCAUCUCUCCCAGAAAACAGCAGUCAGCUUAUUUCUCAGAUCUUCCAGCUGGAGUCUUGUAGUGUCCGUCCUGCUGACCCACAGCUGCAAAUGGUAGCAGAGGAGUUGUGCAAUCUCCCUCUUCCAGAGAGGACUCGUGAGAUGUACAUCCUGGGGGUCACUCUGUUACGACACUUAGACAUUUACAAUUUCUUAUACAAGAUGUUUUUCCCUAAGGAGCUUCAGAAACCCAUGGACAAGAUGUUAGGCCUUCUGAAAAAAAUGAAAUAUUUCAGACACCAGGUUGAGUCUGGAGUUGAUCCAUUGCUGCAAGCUAUUAAUUCACUGAAGAAGCUCCGGCAGUCUAGGAAUGUGCCACUGUCUCAGGCAUUAUUUAAAACAGACAACUUUAGGAUAAGACAUGGCACAUUUAAGUCCAUGUCAAAAGUUCUCUGCAACCAGGAGAUCACGCCCCUGUUUUUUGAGUCCUUGCUUCCAGAUUUUGGAGACCCUAUAGGCAACAGUUCUUCUGUGGAGGAUGUCUAUGUUCAAAAGAUGAUGAGGAAAUACGGGAUUCCUCAUGACUCAACACCGUUUUGCUUAUCCUUUUACCUGGACCUGGUGAAGACCCCAACUGGAGCUUUAAUCUGGUCUUUUUUAAAACCAAUGGUGCUUGGCAAAAUCCUUUAUACACCAGACACCAUAGAAACUCAAGCAAUCAUGAGAAAGUCUAAUGCAACCCUGAAGCAGAUGGCUGAUCUAGCCCUGAAGUCCCAGGAGUGGUUGGACAAGUCUCCUGUCAUCAUGAAUUCACUGACUAAGUUAAACGAGACAGUUCCGAUGAUCAAGAACACCCUGCAGAAUCCCUUUGUGCAGGUUUUUAUCAAGCUGAUGGUGGACUUGGAUGCAGCUGAGCUGCUGAGUCAAAUAAACGAACUGGAUGAUAUUCGGCUGGAAUUACAGAACAACGCUGACAUUGUUGAUCAGCUGAAUACAUUAGCUACCCUUGCUGUAAAUGUGUCCUCCUGUGUCUCAUUUAAUCGCAUUCAAGGAGUCAAAAACUUAGAGGAAUUGGAAAAGGUGGCUAAAGAGCUCUUUCUGAAGAAUGAGCUUUUUGCAAGUAUUAUUUUCAAGCUACCUUCAAGCCGUGGCAGCCCUGGUCAGUCAGUUUAUGGGACUUUGGCCCUUCCUCCUGUGCUCAACUACACCAUCCGGAUGAGCAGCAGGAUCACGCAAACCACCAACCGAAUAAGGGAACGCAUCUGGACGGUGGGCCCGCACAAUUCCACCUCGCAGAGCCAAAUUUACAGCCGGGCAUUUAUUUAUAUCCAGGACAGCAUUGAAAGAGCCAUUAUUGAGUUGCAGACUGGCAAGAAUCCAGAGGAAAUAGCUGUUCAAGUCCAGGCCAUGCCCUAUCCCUGCUACAAUAAGGACAUGUUUUUAACCAGCGUGACCUACUCUCUUCCAUUUGCUCUGAUGGCUGCCUGGGUGCUGUUUAUAGCUGAUUUUGUUAAAACACUUGUUCAAGAGAAAGAUCUGAGGCUUUAUGAGUACAUGAAAAUGAUGGGUGUUAAUGCCAGCAGCCAUUUCAUCGCCUGGUUCAUAGAGUGUGCCAUCUUCCUUCUAAUUACUGUCACCUUCCUCAUCAUUGUUCUAAAAGUGGGUGACAUCCUUCCCAAAACAAACACAGCACUCCUGUUCCUGUACCUUAUGGACUACAGCCUGUCUAUCAUAGCCAUGAGCUACUUCAUCAGUGUUUUCUUCAAUAAUACCAACAUAGCAGCCUUGGUGGGCAGUCUUGUCUACAUCCUCACCUUCUUCCCCUUCAUCGUGUUGCUUGUCAUUGAGAAUCAUUUGAGCUUCUCUGUGAAGACUCUGCUGAGUCUGUUGUCUCCAACUGCGUUCAGUUAUGCAAGUCAGUACAUUGCUCGAUAUGAGGCACAGGGCAUAGGUCUGCAGUGGGACAACAUGUAUAAGUCCCCAAUGAUUGGAGACAACACUUCCUUUGGCUGGAUGUGCUGGCUCAUUCUGAUAGACUCUUUCAUUUACUUUAUCCUGGGAUGGUACAUAAGGAAUGUUUUCCCAGGGAGAUACGGUAUGGCUGCUCCCUGGUAUUUCCCGUUGCUUCCAUCUUACUGGAUUGAAUACAAUAGUUACCUCCCCUUCUGGAAUGAGAAACGAAGCGGCCUUCUCUUCACCAAGCUGAUGCUGAGGAAAGAAGCCACCCUGAACAAUAAGAUAUGUGCCGCCCCACCUCACCUGGAACCCGAGCCCACUGACCUCACCUUGGGAGUCUCCCUGCGCAGCAUUACAAAGGUUUAUGGAUCCAAAGCUGCAGUGGACAACCUCAGCCUCAACUUCUAUGAAGGGAAUAUCACUUCCCUGCUAGGACACAACGGAGCUGGGAAAACUACGACCAUAUCUAUUUUGACUGGGUUGUUCCCUACGUCAUCAGGUACUAUCUUUGUGUACGGCAAAGACAUCAGAACUGACCAGGAAGUUAUCAGGAAGAACAUGGGGGUGUGUAUGCAGCACAACGUGCUCUUUAACUAUCUCACCACAAAGGAACACCUGCUGCUCUACGGGUACAUCAAAGUCCCUCACUGGAGUAAACAGGAGCUCUACCGAGAAGUGAAGAGUACUUUGAAAGAGACUGGACUGUACAGCCAUCGUCACAAGCUAGCUGGCUCCUUGUCCGGGGGGAUGAAGAGGAAGUUAUCUAUAGCUAUUGCUCUCCUGGGUGGAUCAAGGGUGGUGAUUCUAGAUGAACCAACCACAGGAGUGGAUCCAUGCUCUCGGAGAAGUAUUUGGGAAAUUAUCUCCAAGAAUAAAAAAGGGAGAACCAUCAUUCUCUCAACACAUCACUUGGAUGAAGCAGAAGUUCUGAGUGACCGAAUUGCCUUCCUAGAGCACGGAGGGCUCAAAUGCUGUGGUUCACCAUUCUACCUCAAGGAAACAUUUGGUGAUGGAUACCACCUGACACUCACAAAAAAGAAGAACAUGAUAGAGGAGUGUGACACCACAGCAGUGACCUCCUUGAUCCAGUCACAUCUCCCAGAGGCUUAUCUCAAGGAGGAUAUUGGUGGAGAGCUCGUGUACGUGCUUCCCCCCUUCAAGUCCACAGUCUCAGGGGCCUACCAGGCGCUUCUCAGAGCCCUCGAUACCAGCUUGAAUGAUCUCCACCUUGGUUGCUACGGGAUUUCAAACACAACCGUGGAAGAGGUGUUUCUCAAUCUGACGAAAGAGCUUGUGAAAAACCAGCAAGAAGAUGCUGAACCUGCCCAACAGGUGCCUGGAGCAGGUGGUCAGAUGGGCAGUGAUGAAAUGUCUGUGAGCACAGACACCUUCACUGAAAGAGACGAUCAGCUCCUGAUUAGAUCAAAAAGCCUGCAGGGUUUGCCGUUGCUGCUUAAGAAGACAUCAGCUUUGUUCAUUAAGAGAUUCCACCAUACCCGGCGGGAUGUCAGAGGCUUCAUAGCUCAGGUCAUCCUCCCAGUCCUCUUCGUGAUGGCUGCGAUGGGACUGGGGACACUGAGAACUAAGGAGACUGAAUAUCCCGAACUGGUUCUUUCUCCCUCCCUGUACGGCACAUCUGACCAGGUGGACUUCUUUGGGAAUUAUAAUGAAACCACAGGUGCAUUAGUCGCUUCGAUGCUUGCUUUCCCUGGGACGGAUAACACAUGCAUGAAUGAAAGCAAUUCGCAGUGUUUAAAUGAGGACAUGCUUGGCCAGUGGAUUUUCAGUGGAAACCAGACAACUACGUAUUCUGCCUGCAACUGCACAGAUGGAAUCCAGACGUGUCCACAGACGAACUACACGCCCCCUCACAGAAGGACCUUCUCUACACGGACGCUUUAUAACCUUACAGGGCACAAUAUGGAGACCUACAUUCUGGCAACUACCAAAGACUUCCUGCAGAAACGGUAUGGUGGCUGGAGCUUUGGACUGCCUUUGACAGCAGAUCUCAAGUUUGAUAUCAGGCCAGUGCCCCCCAACAGAACGUUGACUAAGGUGUGGUAUAAUCCCGAAGGUUAUCACAGCCUUCCAGCCUAUCUCAACAGCUUGAACAACUUCAUUCUUCGAGCUAACUUGCCAAAUAAUGAGACUUCCAGAUAUGGUAUUUUCUUAUCAGCUCACCCAUACCCUGGAGGACAGAGUCAAGAACAAGUAAUGCUCAACAGCUUACUCGACAUCAUAGUUUCAAUGUCUGUUUUGGUUGGCUACUCUAUCACAACGGCGAGCUUUGUGCUCUACGUGGUAAAAGAACAUCAAACGAAAGCCAAACAACUGCAGCAUAUUUCAGGCAUUGGGAUGACAAGCUAUUGGGUGACUAACUUCGUUUAUGAUCUGGUACUUUUUAUGGUCCCUAUUGGACUCUCAAUAGGAGUUAUUUCAUCCUUCCAGAUACCAGCUUUCUGCAACAACAGUAACUUACUGGCAGUAUUUCUUCUGCUGUUACUGUUUGGAUAUGCAACGUUUUCAUGGAUGUACCUGCUGGCUGGGGUUUUCAAAGAAACAGGAAUGGCCUUCAUCGUUUAUGUCUGCGUCAACUUGUUCUUUGGCAUCAAUACCAUCAUAACUCACUCGGUUGUGUUUCUGCUCUCCCAGGAAAAGGCCACAGACCAG